UUCUUCAAUAUAUAGUUGAUGCAAUUGCAGAACUUGAAUCUAAUAAUAUAACUUUAGAUUUUGAUUAUGGAUUAAUUGAUCAUGCAAAAGAUAUAGUUAAUUUUCGAGCAAAAGAAUUUGAUAAACCUAUAUAUUAUUUAGCAUUUUUCUUAAAUCCAAAAUUUCGUAAAGUUGCAGUAUCAAAAAAAUUAACUUUUAAUAAUAUA
Molecule: messenger RNA, 206 nt
Organism: Scutellospora calospora
Lineage: Eukaryota; Fungi; Glomeromycota; Glomeromycetes; Diversisporales; Gigasporaceae
Source: the annotation of a GenBank genome assembly